AUGACUGAUGCAAAACAACGAUUCGAUCAAAUUGCUAGGACUAAUAAAGAAAAUAUCCGACGAAUACUAUCUAGCAACGACCAUCAACUCAAUUCCGAUUCUGUCGACGAUGGCAAUUUUAUUGAAGAAAUUUUACAUAAAACUCAAAGCUCGUUCAAUUCUGGUUCAUCGGAUGAUCUUGGUCGUACAUACCAAUAUUUGAUUGAUUCGUUAUCAUCAGAUGGUAAUAUCUGUUUGAUCUGUAUUGAUGUGAUACAAAAGAAAGAUGCAAUUUGGAAUUGUUCAUGUUGUUAUUCACCAUUCCAUAUUGUUUGUAUCCAACAGUGGAUUAAGGAUAGUGCAUAUCAAUCAUCAAUAGCAAAUACCAAUGCGACUCAUACUUGGCAUUGUCCGAAAUGUCGAACAGAAUUCGAUCAAAAAGACAAUCCUAAACGUUACCUAUGUUACUGUCAAAAAGAAAUCGAUCCACAAUUUGAUCCAUGGCUAAUUCCUCAUUCGUGUGGACAAACAUGUGGUAAAGCGUUGGUACCUGAGUGUGGUCAUAAAUGUUUAUUGCUAUGCCAUCCCGGACCGUGUCCACCUUGUCCGAAACAAGUCAAUAUUCGUUGCUACUGCAAUCAAGGAACCCCAACAGCACGCCGAUGUGGUUUUAAAGGUUGGUCAUGUGGGAGAUUAUGUUCGAAAUUAUUGUCUUGUCAACAACAUCGAUGCGAACAAGCUUGUCAUCCGGGAGAAUGUUUGCCAUGUCAAAAAACCAGUGUCCGAUCAUGUCAAUGUGGAAAGACUAAAGCAGUGCGAAAUUGCAACGAAUCGAAUUUUCAAUGUGAUCAGCCAUGCGGUCGGUUACUGAAUUGUCAGAUUCAUCAUUGCAAACGAAUAUGUCAUAAGGGAGACUGCGGUUCUUGUCCUCGACAAGGUCUACGAACAUGUCCAUGUGGCAAAACAAAAUACGAAAAUCUACCAUGUUCAGAAGAUGUUCCAACAUGUGGCGAUACUUGCGAUAAAAAACUUGAUUGUGGUCUUCAUCGAUGUUUGCAUCGAUGUCAUACUGAUGAUUGUGAAUCAUGCCGACAAGUGACGAUGAAACGAUGCCGAUGUGGCUUAAAAGAAAAGUCUAUUCCAUGCUGUCAAGAAUUUCUCUGUGAAAGUAAAUGUAUACGUAUGCGAGAAUGUGGGAAACAUCCAUGUAAACGUAAAUGUUGUGAUGGAAAUUGUCCACCGUGUCAAACUGUUUGUGGUAAAACGCUCAAUUGUCGCAAUCAUAAAUGCCUUAGCGAAUGUCAUCGUGGCCAAUGUUAUCCAUGCUCGCACAAAGUUGAUGUUACUUGUGCAUGUGGACACACGUCAAUAACUGUUCCAUGUGGUUGUGAGAAACAAACACGAAAGCCACGUUGCAAUCAACUAUGUUUAAAACUAUCAACUUGUCAUCAUACUGAACGUGAGCCACAUUUGUGCCAUUUUGAUGAAUGUCCACCGUGCAAACAGCUAUGUAAUGUAUUACUCAAAGAUUGUUCACACGUAUGUCCGGCAGUUUGUCACGACUCGGUGCUAGUCAAAGAAGAAGUCAGUGCAUCAAACACGCCAUGGGGAAUGAAAGAGAGAGAAAAAUUUGUUAGCAAAACGUUACCCUGUCCACCAUGUCAAGUGCCAAUGACUAUAUCUUGCUUUGGCCAACAUACAUCGCAAACAUUUCCAUGUUCAAAAGCCAAACCGUUCUGUUGUGGUCAACUAUGUAGUCGAGUCUUAAAAUGCCAGAAUCACCUGUGCAAUCUGCCCUGUCAUGUGGUAACCGGUGCUAGUAAUCAAACAGAUGCGGGGGUUGAAUGUAUCAAGUGCGAAGAAAUGUGUACUAAAGAACGACCACUUGGCUGUCAGCAUUCCUGUCCGUUAGCUUGCCAUCCAAAUAAAUGUCCACCAUGUAAACAACGUCUACGAAUGCGCUGCCAUUGCAAUACCCAAGUGAUCUAUAGCGAUUGUCAGACAUUCACAAGCGCAAGCGAAGAAGAAAAAGAAAAAAUCAAGUCAUGCAGAAAACCUUGUCCGAAAAAAAUUCCUUGUGGUCAUUCGUGCACGUACCCUUGUCAUUCCGGCGCUUGUUUGCCGGUCACUGACUGUGUUGAGCCAGUUCAAGUUCGCUGCACAUGCAAACGCAUUCAACAGCAAAUUCCGUGCUGUGCAACCAAAGGAGCUAAAAACUAUCGACUACCAUGCGACGACACAUGUGCUGAAUUGAAAAAGAGUCGACUGGCAACACCACCAACUCCUCCGGCGGUACAAACAACUACCGAAGAAGCAAAACCAUUGAUUGAGGCUGAAACUCCAAUAACCAAACGAAAGAAUCGAAAAGCUAACACCAAUACCGAGACAGCGCCAACCGGCAGCACCACACCAACAGCCAAAAAAUCCCGGGCACGUGGUUUUGUUUGGACAUUGAAUAAAAUUUCGUUCUUUUUCAUGUCUUGCUCAGCGACAUCCUCUGAUAAUCAACAAUAUGCAAGACAAUUCGCUGAUUAUCUAGAAUAUGGAAUUGACUUUCCUGAACUAUCCCAAAUUCGACAAUUAGAUAUAUUAUUGCAAGAUUGCCAUUGUCGUAUCCAGGAGAUCGCUGAAAAUUUGCGGACCAACAAUAAUAAUUCUGACGAGCAAACGCGAUUGCAAACAAUGCUAAUCAAUGCGUUGGUACAAGCUAAAUCUAUUGGUGAUAAGAAAAUGGAACUUAGUCAGCAAAUGCUCGAUGCUACCGAGCGACAAUCAAGAAAACUGCAGAUUGCUUGUCAAAAUAAUAUUGAAUCAAUGACUCAACAAAAUGUGUUGCCCGACGUGAACAGUGCCGAUUCUGAGAAUGAAUACGAUUCCGAAUCUGAUCGUCAUCGUUCAUUGUGGAAACGAAAGACACCCAUCGGUCCAUCUGCGAACGUUAAACGUCGUUGUGUGAUCAAUUCUGAACCGUCAGAAAAGUCGAUGAAUAGCGAGCGUGACAGACGAAAAGUCGUUCAACGAACCGUGAAUGCUAAUCUACAACCAAACUCAACAAGUGCCGGAAGACGGUUACGAUUAAAUAAUGACUCAUCUAGUUCUCAAUCCGACGAAACAACUUAUUGUUUAUGUUCUCAACUCUCUUAUGGUUCAAUGAUUCUAUGUGAUAGUAAAACUUGUGACAUCAAAUGGUUUCAUUUUAACUGUGUUCAGUUGACGACAAAACCGAAAGGAAAAUGGUUUUGCCCGAAUUGUCGAGAAAAUCGAAUUUAA
Messenger RNA from Adineta ricciae, 3249 nucleotides. Lineage: Eukaryota; Metazoa; Rotifera; Eurotatoria; Adinetida; Adinetidae. The record is from the annotation of a GenBank genome assembly.